AUGAAUAGGAAAAAUAACAAGGGAGGUGCGAAGGGAAGCAAUUCUAAUACAAAGAAAAAAACAACGCAUUCUAGUAAUGAAAAGAAUAAGGUUCCUAAGAAUGGCGAAGUAAAAAACUCAGGAAAGGUGGAUGUGAAGCAAAACGAAGGGAAGGGCAAAAACCAAGUUGAGAACGAAAAGAGGGAGGAGUGUGUAGAAUCUCAGAUGGCGCUAAAGGGAGGAGUAGAAGUAGAAGGAAAAGCUGCUGGGGGAAAAACUGCUGGGGAAAAAACUGCUGGGGAAAAAACUGCAGGGGGAAAAACAGCAGGGGAAAAGACUACAAAUAGCAAGAAGAACAAGAACAAGAAAAAAGUGGACAAAUUGGACCUCAUAUUGAACGAAUUCAAAAACGAAGUAAGCCAAGGGGGAGACCCGAAUAAAAUGAAAGCACAAGAAAAUCAAUCAAGACAAGAAGAGAAAAAGGAAAACAAAAUAGAUUUUGAUGAAUUCGAAAUAGAAAUGAUAAAAAAAAGUAAGGUGCUGAAAGAGCAUUUAGUGGAAGAACAAGAUAAUAGUCAUAUAAGAUUAUUAAAUAAUUGGCCGAAAAUAGAAAAGAGUAUACAAACAAACCCAGCAACAGUGCCAAUUGAAAUGGUUUAUCAAGGAAAUAAUUAUCCACUUGGAGAAAUUUUAGAUUAUAAGGACAUAUUAAGUGGUAAAUCAUUAAAAGAAAAAAAGGAAGAAGAAAAAUUAAGUAUAGAUUAUUAUGAAGAUUUAAGAAAAGCUGCAGAAUGUCAUAGACAAGUCAGAAAAUACAUACAGUCAUAUGUUAAACCAGGAAUAAAAAUGAUUGAUAUAGUAAAAGAGACAGAAAAAAAAACAAAGGAAUUAAUUUUAUCUCAUAAAUUAAAUUGUGGAUGGGGAUUCCCAACAGGUUGCUCAUUAAACCAUUGUGCUGCUCAUUAUACUCCAAAUUAUGGAGAUGAAACAAUUUUAAAAUAUGAUGAUGUAUGCAAGUUAGAUUUUGGGGUACAUGUAAAUGGAUACAUAAUCGAUUGUGCAUUCACAAUUGCUUUUAACGAAAAAUAUGAUAACCUCAUUAAGGCCACACAAGACGGAACAAACACAGGUAUUAGAGAAGCAGGAAUUGAUGCAAGAAUGUGUGAUAUAGGAGAAGCUAUCCAAGAAGCCAUUGAAUCAUAUGAAAUUGAAUUAAAUCAAAGAACUUAUCCGAUUAAAGCUAUUUCUAAUUUGAGAGGUCAUUCAAUUAGCAAGUAUAUUAUACAUGGUGGAAAAUGUGUACCUAUUGUUAGACAAAGAGAAAAAAAUGAAAUAAUGGAAGAAGGGGAAUUAUUUGCUAUUGAAACAUUUGCAUCUACUGGAAAAGGUUAUGUUACUCAUGAUAAUGAAUGUUCUCAUUAUAUGAGAAAUCCAGAUAAACAAUUUGUUCCAAUUAGACUCAGUUCUGCAAAAACUUUAUUAAAAGUAAUUAAUGAACAUUUUGAUACAUUACCAUUUUGCCAUAGAUGGUUAGACGACUUGGGACAAACCAGACAUUUCAUGGCUUUAAAAACUUUAGUAGAUUUAAAUAUUGUAGAGCCAUAUCCUCCCUUAUGUGAUAUCAAAAAUUCUUUUACUUCGCAAAUGGAACACACCAUUUUGUUACGUCCAACAUGUAAGGAAGUUUUAUCUAGAGGACCCGAUUUCUAA
Messenger RNA from Plasmodium gonderi, 1689 nucleotides. Its product is annotated as methionine aminopeptidase 2. The record is from RefSeq and is a predicted model, not a curated record. The transcript has a single exon. NCBI's taxonomy places the organism in Eukaryota, Apicomplexa, Aconoidasida, Haemosporida, Plasmodiidae. Gene Ontology annotation, molecular function: metalloaminopeptidase activity. Gene Ontology annotation, biological process: proteolysis. The coding region runs from base 1 to 1689 and encodes 562 amino acids.